Messenger RNA from Daldinia caldariorum, 1523 nucleotides. RefSeq names its product ketoreductase. Gene Ontology annotation, molecular function: oxidoreductase activity, acting on the CH-OH group of donors, NAD or NADP as acceptor. The transcript has 5 exons. Bases 270 to 1328 code for a protein of 352 amino acids. The record is from RefSeq and is a predicted model, not a curated record. NCBI's taxonomy places the organism in Eukaryota, Fungi, Ascomycota, Sordariomycetes, Xylariales, Hypoxylaceae.
CUAUGGAGAGACAUAAUAGCAAUGGCGUCGGCAUUACAUUGACCUCUUACGGUCUCAGUUGGGGUAGAUGCGCCGGAACACCGAGCGUCAUGGCGGAAGGCCGGCAUCCCCCUCAUCAAUACGCGUAAUCAAAUCUCCGUCUGGAUUAUUUAUGUUAUUGCAUGAGUAACCGGUCAAUUAUAGAAAAGGCAUCUUCAGUGCCUAAUCGGUAUUCGAAACUCUCUUUUACACGAUAAUACGUAUAGAGGUACCUUACCUUAUCUGAAAGGAUGAACUAUUCUAAUGGUGCCGCUAAAGGGGUUGUCCUGGUGACAGGAGGGAGCGGGUUUAUCGCAUCCCAUAUCAUCGACUCGCUUUUGGAUGACGGGUUCAAGGUUGUUGCAACGGCAAGAUCCAAUGAAAAGGGGCGCAUAAUAGUAGAAUCGGCUACUCCUGCCCGGCGUAGUAACCUGUCUUAUGUCGUCGUACGAGAUGUUGCCGAGGAGAACGCAUUUGAUACCGCAUUUACUCAAGAAAUAACCUUUGACUAUGUUGUCCAUACCGCAUCCCCUUAUCAUCUUAAUGUCCAAGAUCCGGUCGAGGAUUUCUUAGACCCAGCGAUUAAGGGGACAACGGGAAUUCUCAAGUCAGUCCUAACGUAUGCGCCCACUGUUAAGCGCGUAGCGAUUACAUCCUCUAGCGCAGCAAUAAUCAACCCUCUCAACCAUGCCAAGGUGUAUGAUGAGACUUGUUGGGCCCCUUGGACUUUGGAGGAUGUCAAGGAUCCUAACAAGGCUUACGUAGUCAGUAAGACACUUUCGGAAAAGGCUGCAUGGGCCUUUAUCGAGACAGAGAAGCCGAACUUUGACCUCGUUGUUAUCAAUUGCACUUACACGUUCGGUCCCGUGCAACGCAACCUCCCAAGCUUGGAAGGCAUGAACGCGUCUAACCAUCGUAUUCGGGAUAUGCUACAGGGGAAAAUGAAGGAAGACAUGCCUUCUACGGCGCCGGUCUUCACCUUCGUCGAUGUCCGUGAUGUAGCCCGUGCGCACCUCAGGGCCAUAACUGUGCCAGAGGCCGGUGGGAAUCGCUUCUACAUUGUAGGUGGGCACUUUUCGAACAAGCGGAUCGUGGAUUCGAUCCGCAAGUGGUACCCGAAGUUCGAAGGACUUCUUCCGCCCGAGAACGCACCGGACGAUUUCUCCGACGGUGUCUACACUUUCAACAACAGCAAGUCGGUGAAAGUUUUGGGGUUGGAAUAUACGUCGCUUGAGAAAAGCGUCAAGGAUACUGUGGAGUCAAUACUAGAUCUAAGGCCGGAUAUAGGAAACUUGAAGAAGGCAAUUUAGUAGCAUAAGUACCUAAGAGACGUAGAUUAGGAUCUAAGAAGUCUGACAUUGAGUUCUCAUUUCCCCAAAGUAGAACCUAGGACGUAAGACAGACAACACUUAUGCUGAGAAUUUAACUUAGCCCUUCUCUGAGUCAAGACUCGCUAUGUCCUGUGAUAAAGUCGACGAAAUCAAAUAUAGAGCGUUUGUAGCUAC